UACAGCACUAUGCUCCUAUGUUGUGAUAAAUCCUAACCUAUACGUCUUGUUAUUUAUCGAUUUGACAAAGAGCAAAAUAAUAUAUACGUACAGACCGAUCAAGCCAUUUGAACCAAAUAUAGCAUAGAAGAAUAUAUAGAAAUAUGGUAAAUUGUGAGAUAAAUCAAAUAUUUCUUGGCGAAGUAGCUGCCAUCCAAAAUUACGGUGCUUUCGUUAAAAUACCUGGAUGUUCUCAACAAGGGUUGAUACAUAGAUCACAGGUGAGUUCGGCUCACGUUGACGACGUUACAGAAAUUUUACAAAAAGGAGAAAGAGUGUGGUGUAAGGUUAUAUCGGUGAGCAAUGAUGGUAAAAUUGGAUUGUCUAUGAAACAUGUUAAUCAAGGUAAUGGUACUGACUUGGAUCCUAAUGGAGUUGAAUUACAAAGAGAUUUGCAAAAGAAAAAAACUCAUGUUCCACAACAACGCAAAACUAUUCAAUUAGAAGCUGUUUUUAACACAACGUGUUCAAAGUGUGGAACACAUGGACAUUUGGCUAAAGAUUGUUUUGUCCCACCUAAUGGAAAGAAAUAUGAAUUAAUACCAGAAGUAGAAGAUGUACCAUCCACUCCAAAGGUACAGGAUGGCCAAGAAGAAAAAAAAAUAGAAACAACAGAAAAAACAGAAAAGACAGAAAAGAUAGAAAAGAAACACAAAACAAAAAAAUCUAAGAAAAGAAAGAAAUCAAAGAAAAGUAAGCAGCACACUGAUGAUAGUAGUUCUGAUAAUGAACAAACUGUAAAAAAAAGUAAGAAGAAGAGAUCCAAAGAUCAUAAGCAAAAGAAAAAAAAGCGUAACAGCAGUACAAGCGAUACAGAUUCUAGCAAUAGCUCUAGUCAGGAUAUUAAAAGUUACAAACGGAAGCACUCUGAGAGAACUGAAGCUCGAGCAAAAAAGUGCAAACACUCAAAAGAAAAACAUACGAAUUAAGUUUAUCUUAUAUAGAAGCUUAUUACAUUAAGAUUUUUGUAGUAUACAGGUUUAAUAAUUACUGUCAUUAUUAUUACAAAAAUCAUGGAACUAUCAUUACAAUAAAGAUAUUUAAUAAUA
Polistes canadensis is the source of this 1088-nucleotide messenger RNA. Its product is annotated as nucleolar protein of 40 kDa-like. The record is from RefSeq and is a predicted model, not a curated record. Bases 144 to 968 code for a protein of 274 amino acids. NCBI's taxonomy places the organism in Eukaryota, Metazoa, Arthropoda, Insecta, Hymenoptera, Vespidae. Gene Ontology annotation, biological process: RNA stabilization. Gene Ontology annotation, molecular function: RNA binding; zinc ion binding. The transcript is spliced from 2 exons.